Molecule: messenger RNA, 1984 nt
Organism: Arachis duranensis
Lineage: Eukaryota; Viridiplantae; Streptophyta; Magnoliopsida; Fabales; Fabaceae
Product: ATP-dependent 6-phosphofructokinase 3
Exons: 14
Coding region: 79-1764 (561 amino acids)
Biological process (GO): glycolytic process; fructose 6-phosphate metabolic process
Cellular component (GO): cytoplasm
Molecular function (GO): ATP binding; 6-phosphofructokinase activity
Source: RefSeq, a predicted model, not a curated record
GUCAACUCCGUUUACUAUAAAUAUGUUUACUUUGAUCUGCUUCUCCGAUCGUUGAUAUAACUACCUUCCUUUCUUCGAAUGGGUUCAGUUACCGUUAGUAACAAAAAGCCUCAAACAACUUCCCUCAACAACUAUAACAACCUCGCAACCGCUCCCGCCGCGAACAAAACAGAAUCUGUUACGACCAAUAAUAACUGUAACGGGUGGAUCGGUGGCGAGGGAGCAUCAGCGAUGACGUCAGCUCCCAAUCCCAAGCCUAAGAUAGUUUACGGCACUGCAGGUUACAUCCUCGAAGACGUUCCGCAUUUCACUGAUUAUAUUUCUGAUCUUCCAACAUACCCGAAUCCUUUGCAAGACAACCCUGCUUACUCUGUAGUUAAGCAAUAUUUCGUGCAUGUCGAUGACAGUGUUCCGCAGAAGGUUGUUGUUCACAAAGAUAGUGAACGAGGAGUGCAUUUUAGGCGUGCCGGACCUAGGCAAAAGGUGUAUUUCGAGUCGGAUGAAGUCAAGGCCGCUAUUGUCACUUGCGGGGGACUAUGCCCUGGUCUCAACACUGUCAUUAGAGAGCUAGUGUGUGGCUUACACCAUAUGUAUGGUGUGAAGAGUGUACUUGGAAUUGAAGGAGGAUACAGGGGUUUCUAUGCUCGCAAUACAAUUAAUUUAACUCCUAAAUGUGUUAAUGAUAUACACAAGCGUGGUGGAACUGUUCUUGGUACAUCCCGUGGCGGACAUGAUACCAAUAAGAUAGUUGACAGUAUACAAGAUCGUGGAAUCAAUCAGGUUUACAUUAUUGGAGGAGAUGGAACUCAGAGGGGUGCAGCUGCAAUUUUUGAGGAAGUUAGAAGGCGUGGUCUCAAAGUUGCAGUUGUAGGAAUCCCCAAGACUAUAGAUAAUGAUAUCCCGGUUAUUGACAAGUCCUUUGGCUUCGACACUGCCGUUGAAGAGGCUCAACGAGCUAUAAAUGCAGCACAUGUGGAAGCUGAGAGUGUUGAGAACGGUAUAGGGGUUGUCAAGCUGAUGGGUCGCUAUAGUGGAUUUAUCGCAAUGUAUGCUACUCUUGCGAGUAGAGAUGUUGACUGCUGCUUGAUUCCAGAGUCACCAUUCUACCUUGAGGGUCCUGGUGGACUUUUUGAAUAUAUAGAGAAACGACUUAAAGAAAAUGGGCACAUGGUUAUUGUUAUUGCCGAAGGUGCAGGACAGGAACUUAUGUCUGAGAAAAUGCAAACCAUGAACAAACAGGAUGCUUCAGGAAACAAGCUUCUUCAAGAUGUUGGGUUGUGGAUAUCCCAAGAGAUUAAGGAUCAUUUUGCAAGAGAGAAGACGAUGGCCAUAACUCUCAAAUAUAUAGAUCCAACUUACAUGAUUCGAGCCAUUCCAAGCAAUGCUUCUGAUAAUGUGUACUGCACACUUCUCGCUCAAAGUGCUGUUCAUGGAGCAAUGGCAGGUUACACUGGCUAUACAAGUGGACUUGUCAAUGGAAGACAAACUUAUAUACCCUUCUAUAGAAUCAAUGAGAACCGGAAUCAUGUAGUGAUAACUGAUAGAAUGUGGGCUAGGCUGUUAUCUUCGACGAAUCAACCCAGCUUUUUGGGCGACAAGUGUCACAACAAAGACAACGUUGAAGAAGAAGAACCAUUAAACCAGUUGCCAAAUGGAGAUCUUUCAGAUGAUACCUUGAAGGUGAACAUCACAUGCUGCAAAGGUGGUUGGCAAACUCGUGGAAGAAAGGGGAACAAGAAAAGAAAAAAGGGUCAUGAUGAAUAGAUAUGAUACGUGAACGUGAUUAUUGCUGUUUGAAUUCAACUGAUGAUGUUUGCAGAAGGGUCUAGCUUUGGAAGUUUGAGAGUUCUAGAAAAUAGAAAACGUGUAUGAUAAUGAUCCCCCAUCCUUGUGCACCAUCGCAUGGGAAACUUGUAAAACUUGCACAUGACAUGAUGAUACCCGGCGGCACCGGAUUAGAUGGCGCAAUAUGUUUUAGACCAUU